AUGUCAAGCCUUACGCCGAACCCGCUAUGGCAAACCGACGUCAGCGAGGUUCAACUGUCAAUCAGUGAACUUCCUCUCUUGUUGCGUCUUGAUCCUCACAAUAUCCCUUCUAUCCAAGCCAUUUCUACUGCGAAGGUUACAAACACACACCACAUACAUCCCGACCGUUCCCUGCAUGGCCCGGAGAAGUGUCCCGACGAUCCUCCGGUAACCCGAAACUUUUCUGCCAAAAUAUCGCCGAGUGAUCACGAGGGGCGCAGAAACGACCGUAAUUCCACCCCCAGACCCUCUUUCCCCAGUUGCGCCUCGGCCGCACAAGAUCGCCUGUCAUUACCCACCCCCUUCUCUCCCAUGUCGACUGGGAUUUCAGACCAUGCGCAGCUUGAUUCCGUCGUUCUCACGCCACGCCACCAGUUUCACGCAAGCCCGGAGUCCUCUCCGCAGUCUAACUCUCCGAUGAGUGGGAUCGCUCAGACGAGAUCGCCCAUUGCUGGCGGCGCCAGUAUCCAGAUCACACCGAAUGCCGGAGCCGAUACACAAAAAAGCGGCGCGGCCGUGAAGACACGCAGUGUUGAUUAUAUCUUGCGAAGCGGUCUCGCUGGAGGAUUAGCGGGAUGUGCGGCCAAAACCGUUGUGGCACCCCUUGACCGCGUCAAAAUCCUCUUCCAAGCGUCAAACCCGCAAUUUGCCAAAUACACAGGCAGUUGGGCUGGCCUCGCUGCUGCCAUCCGUGAUAUCAAGCGCUAUGAAGGCGCCCGGGGCCUGUUCAAAGGCCAUUCCGCUACACUUCUCCGUAUCUUCCCCUACGCUGCCAUCAAGUUCCUCGCCUACGAACAGAUCCGUGCCGUCAUAAUCCCAUCCCACGAUAAAGAGACUGCGAUCCGCCGCCUGGUAUCGGGCAGUUUGGCAGGCAUCACCUCGGUGUUUUGCACAUACCCCCUCGAACUCGUACGAGUACGACUGGCAUUCGAAACGAAACAGUCCUCCCGCUCGUCUUUGACCGAUAUCUGUCGGCAGAUCUACAAUGAGCGUGUUUCACCACCUGCGGCUACCGCAGGAGCCAAGACCGCCUCGGCCACUGUCGCUACGGCGGAGACAGUAGCAUCGACUGUCAAUCAGGCUGUGCCACGGUCUGGCAUCGCCAACUUCUACCGCGGCUUUGGCCCAACCAUUCUUGGCAUGCUGCCAUACGCUGGCGUGUCUUUCCUCACACACGACACCGUGGGCGACUGGCUUCGCAGUCCCUCCGUCGCACAAUACACAACAAUCCCGGCUUCAGAAUCCAAACCGAAGAAAGGAUCUCGUCAACCUCAGCUGACUGCCGCCGCCGAGCUCUUCUCUGGCGCAGUGGCCGGUGUUGUCUCACAAACCUCCUCAUACCCACUGGAAGUGAUUAGGCGGCGCAUGCAGGUUGGUGGUGCAGUCGGUGACGGCCAGCGACUUGGAAUCAUCGAAACGGGCCGCAAAAUCUGGCUUGAGCGAGGUUUCCGUGGCUUCUGGGUUGGCCUCACCAUUGGAUAUAUUAAGGUCGUACCCAUGGCCGCAACCGCCUUCUUUGUCUAUGAGCGGUUGAAGUGGUCCUUGGGGAUCUAG
This is a messenger RNA of Penicillium cataractarum, 1593 nucleotides long. Its product is annotated as coenzyme A transporter. NCBI's taxonomy places the organism in Eukaryota, Fungi, Ascomycota, Eurotiomycetes, Eurotiales, Aspergillaceae. The coding region runs from base 1 to 1593 and encodes 530 amino acids. Gene Ontology annotation, biological process: transmembrane transport. The transcript has 2 exons. The record is from RefSeq and is a predicted model, not a curated record. Gene Ontology annotation, cellular component: mitochondrial inner membrane.